Molecule: messenger RNA, 2034 nt
Organism: Spirodela intermedia
Lineage: Eukaryota; Viridiplantae; Streptophyta; Magnoliopsida; Alismatales; Araceae
Source: the annotation of a GenBank genome assembly
AUGGCAAGGAGAUUCUGUGCGCCGGCUGGUCUUCUUCUACCUUUCGACUCCUCCACGGUCUUCGCGAACCUCCUGCGGAGCUGCACCGAAUUCGACUCGCUCCAUGGGGUGCGGCGAGUGCACGCCCUUCUCCUCCAGACGGAGUUCUCGACGGAGACCUUCAUCCUCAACCGUCUCGUGGAUAGUUAUGCGAGGUGUGGGUCGGUGGACGAUGCGAGGAAGCUCUUCGACAGAGUGCCCCACAGGAACGUCUUCAGCUGGAACGCAAUGAUCUCUGCGUAUGCCCGGAUGGGCUGCCUCGAGGAGGCGGAAAAGCUGUUCGGGGAAAUGCCCGCCAGGGACCAGUGCUCCUGGAACUCGAUGGUGUCGGGGCUCGCCCAGCACGGGCUUCUGGAGGAGGCCCUCGUCUGCUUCAGCGGGAUGCACGCCGACGACUUCGUUCUCAACGCCUACUCCUUCUCGAGCGCUCUCAGCGCUUGCGGGGGGCUGAAAGACUGUGCAACGGGCAUGCAGAUCCACGCCUCCAUCUCCAAAUCCCCGCUCGUGUUCGAUGUCUUCAUGGGGAGCGCUCUCGUGGACAUGUACGCCAAGUGUGGGAAGCCGCCCGAGGCGCGCAGGGUGUUCGACAGCAUGCCCGAUAGGAAUGUGGUCUCGUGGAAUAGCCUGAUAACGUGCUAUGAGCAGAACGGCCCGGUGAACGAGGCCCUGGAGAUGUUCCGCAGGAUGAUGGAGUGCGAGGUGGAGCCAGACGAGGUCACAUUCGCCAGUGUGGCGAGCGCCUGCGCCACCUUGCUCGCUAUCAGAGAAGGGCUACAGAUUCAUUCAAGAACAGUAAAAAAUGAGAAGCUUCGGGGGGAUCUUGUUCUGGGCAACGCACUGGUGGACAUGUACGCGAAAUGUGGCCGCGUGAGAGAGGCGCGCUACAUGUUCGACGGAAUGGCUGUGAGAAACGUCAUCUCUGUAACUUCCAUGCUCAGCGGGUACGCCAGGUCGGCGAGCGUGGAGGCCGCUCGGUCCAUGUUCACGCGGAUGACCGAGAGAAACAUCGUGGCUUGGAACGCCCUGAUCGCGGGCUACACGCAGAACGAGGAGAACGAAGAGGCCCUGAAGUUGUUCCGCCAGUUGAAGAGGGAGGCCUUCUGGCCGACUCCCUACACCCUGGGGAACAUCCUCAGUGCGUGCGCCAACCUCGCGAAUCUGCCCCUGGGCCAGCAAUCCCACGCCCACGUUCUGAAACACGGCUUCGGUUCUGAGCCAGCACCGGAGUCGAUCACCUUCGUGGGGAACUCCCUCAUCGACCUGUACUUCAAAUGCGGGGCGCCGGCGGAGGCGAUGAGGGUCUUCGCGACGAUGCCGGCGAGGGACCGCGUCUCCUGGAACGCCAUGAUCGUCGGGCUCGCGCAGAACGGGCGCGCCGAGCAGGCGCUUGCUCUCUUCUCGGAUAUGGCCGGCGGGGGCGAGAAGCCCGACCAUGUGACGAUGAUAGGCGUGCUCUGCGCCUGCAGCCACGCCGGCCUGGUCGAAGAGGGCAAGCGGUGCUUCAUGUCGAUGAGCGAGCAGCAUGGGCUAAGCCCCGCACGGGACCAUUACACCUGCAUGGUGGACCUUCUGGGCCGCGCCGGCCGCCUCCGGGAAGCGGCGGCGCUGGUGGCGGAGAUGCCAAUGGAGCCCGAUUCGGUCCUUCUGGGCUCCCUCCUAGCGGCCUGCAGGACCCACGGGGAGGUUGAUUUGGGGGAGUGGGCGGCGAUGAGGCUGCUCGAGCUGGAUAAGGGAAGCUCAGGGCCAUACGUGCUCCUCUCCAACAUGUACACGGAGGUGGGGAGAUGGGAGGACGCACUGCGGGUGAGGAAGAUGAUGAAACGGAGGGGCGUGGCGAAGCAGCCGGGUUGCAGCUGGAUCGGGAUGGAGGAGGGGAAGGUGCACGUGUUCAUGGCAAGGGACAGGGGUCACCCCAGAAGGAAGGAAAUUUACAGAGUUCUUAAAGCUCUCAGACUGCAUAUGAGGAUAAUAGAUCCGUACAGUGAUGAAAGAUGA